UCCAUCCGCAUCACUGAACAACACGCGUGCUUGGGAUUCCCAUCCAUACAAAAUCCCACAUUGAAAUAUCACAACGUAACCCGCUACUACAGCGGUGGGCCCACUUUGGACUUCUUUAUUUCCUUUCGUCCUUUGCCUACCUAGCCAUCAGACCACCUGCAUAUCAGUCCACAACAGCACACACCAUGGCAUCACGAGGCUACGGCAGCGCCCCCACACAAACACGCCAGUCUAUGGCUUCAUCUGGGGGGGCUGUUAAAGCUAGGCAACUGGCCCAACUCCAACAACAACUAGCCCAGCUUUCCAACAACCUCGCCGACACUGAGAACCUCCUCCGUAUGACCAGCGUACAGGCCGAGUCCAUGCGCGGACUGGGAAGUUGGCAUGCGGGGCUAUUCAUGGCCGCGAGUAAAGUCCUUGGGGAGGAGUCGGUCCAACAGAACCAGCAGCAGGGAGGAGGCGGACCAAACUGA
Molecule: messenger RNA, 473 nt
Organism: Podospora pseudocomata
Lineage: Eukaryota; Fungi; Ascomycota; Sordariomycetes; Sordariales; Podosporaceae
Exons: 3
Coding region: 186-473 (95 amino acids)
Biological process (GO): attachment of spindle microtubules to kinetochore
Cellular component (GO): DASH complex
Molecular function (GO): microtubule plus-end binding
Source: RefSeq, a predicted model, not a curated record